Messenger RNA from Sordaria macrospora k-hell, 1275 nucleotides. RefSeq lists its product as uncharacterized. The record is from RefSeq and is a predicted model, not a curated record. Lineage: Eukaryota; Fungi; Ascomycota; Sordariomycetes; Sordariales; Sordariaceae.
AUGAGCGACAGCGACACCCAACCCUUGUUGCGCAUCCUCACUGCCAUAAUCUUCAUCCCCUCGCUCCCACUCUGUAUCACUCAUGGCGUUCUCUCACACAACCCCAUACCGGCCGUUGGGCUCGCUCCCAUGGCCCUCUCGGCCGGCUACUCGGUGUUGCUUUUGACCUACCGCCGCCGCAGCAAGCACAAGCAAAACAACCGUCGGAGCAUCGGACAUGUGGAGGGAGACAACGAUCUCGAGUCCGUCAGGAAUGGAGACGAGGCUGGAAUUAGCUCCAGUGAACCACUCAUCGAAGGUGGAGCGGAAGAGCCGGCAUAUGCGGCAUCGGAAAGGUCUCAAGCAGAGCUGACAGCCGCAUGGGAGGAAGAAGCGGAGGAGAAGAAGACGCCUCUCUACGCUCACACCAUCUUCAUCUUCUUCGUCGACAGCAUCCUCGCCGCGGGCGUCAUGGUCGUUCUCGUUUUCACGUGGAUCAACACACAAAAGGGCCGAACAGGGAUCAACAAUCCAGUCUUGGGCGGCAAGCUGGCCAUGUUGGCCGCUUACGCCACCAUUCCUUUGUUGGCAAACUUAAGUCUGAUCCACACCUACCUCGCGCUCCGCGGUUUCGCCAUCGGUCUAGCCCUUUACCCGCUAAUCCAAUAUGCCGCCUGGCACACCCUGCCACCCGACUGCCCUAACUGCAGCAGCCGUCUGCGCCCGGCCGCUCGCCCGAAGAUCCCUUGGUAUGACUUCGUCUCGCGACCCAGCCGACCGACUUUCAAGGCACCCAAGUGGUGGUCCCACCAUCAGCAGCGACGGACGGUGGUGGAUGUGGUGGGCGCUGGUGGCGUCGAUGAUGAUGCGACAGCGAGACUCUUCGUGAGGAAUGAAGACUUGGAGAGUGUGAGCCAUCUUGGAGAGGAUGUGGUGGCGGUUGAAAGGUAUAGGGAUGAGCCCGACGCCAAUGGGGAUGCAGAGGUGGAGAGCGUUGAGGCGAGGAGUUAUAGGGAUGGGCCUGAGGGCGAGGACAAUGACCGCCAGGAACGGGAGCAAGAGGGGCAAUUAGAGGGGCAGGGCGAAGAGGAGCAGGAGCAGCAGAAGAAGGGACAGGUGGAAGAAUUGUUGCAAGUGCAGCCAGAAGGCCAGGAGGAGGAGGAGGAGGAGGAGGGUCAACAGAAGCAGCACCAGCAGCCUGAGCAACAGCAACAGGAAGGGGACAAUGAUGCAAGCAGCGAGAGACUCGAAAGGGUUGAGACCCGCGACCGCGCUUUGACACCUGCUCUGAUCUAA